UCGAGAACAAGAUCAAUCCGGUUUUAUCCGGAAUGCGGAGGCAGUUUAUGUUCGAAUGAAACCCAGCAAAUUGUUUCGUGCAACAGAACUUGUAUGAACGGAGGGAAUAUGACAACAUCUGAGUGUCAGUGCAGUAAUGGCUGGGAAGGAGAAUGCUGUGAGACAGAUAUCGACGAGUGCGUAACACUUGAGCACGAUUGUCACCCGAACGCAACUUGCAAAAAUAGCGUUGGAUCUUACAGUUGCGUGUGUGUGAAGAACUACGAGGGAAACGGAACGUUUUGUGAAAGGGCGAUAUUUGAGCAUGGUAUCCAAGAAACGCGAAUGGCAAACGAAGUGGCUUCUUCGACGUUAGAUUUAAAGACCAUUGCACUUAUAGCUGUAACGGGAGGAUUUGCUCUUGUUGGAGUGCUCGCGUUUAUCGCUUUAAAAACUCGUAUCGCUAAACAACCAGACGUGACGUUAAGAACAGCUUAUUCAAAUCCAUUAUACAUGAACACUAUUGAUAAUGGAAUUGUCGAAACGAUUGGAAACCAAAUUCACCUCGACCCAAACCUACCAAGCGGAAGCGGAACUUGAAAGGUCUUCAAUCGGUGAAAAAGUAACAUAACCUGGGCCACUGGAUCCGGUUUAACUUGCGUCGGGUAUUUGUUAAGCAUUGUGGCAGGCGGGGAUAAAUCCGGUCGUGUUGAGCAGUCGUGUUGCAUUAGUCACAAAACAAUAUACGUCACGAAUAUGGGAAAUGUCUGUUGCUAAAUCCGUGUAUGAACGAUGGGUAUAUCCGUGGAAAUGCGUGUUUAACGCUCGAUUGGAUAAUGAUUUGGAUUAAGAUAGAUUAAGAAGAAAUAGAAGACAAAACAAAAGAAGUUUACAUUUUGCUUGCUGUAUUUCACGCUUUGCUUUUUGAUUUAUAAGGUGUAUUUUUUAUGUGUGUAGCUUAACUUAUUAGUGUUUUUCGUAAAUUUUAUAUUAAAAAAAUGUAAUGUCCAGUUGUCCCCUUUAAUAAUCUGUACCCCUUGUCCUAUAAACAGAACUCGCACAAAACAAUACCGUAAAAUAAAUUCUGUACCAUGUCACUGUCAA
Molecule: messenger RNA, 1083 nt
Organism: Ciona intestinalis (vase tunicate)
Lineage: Eukaryota; Metazoa; Chordata; Ascidiacea; Phlebobranchia; Cionidae
Source: RefSeq, a predicted model, not a curated record